CUUCUCUCCAGAUCCUUCCCCAGCUGGUGUCACCUGCAGCCCCCCUGCAAGCCCCCACAGUCAUUGUGGACCCCCAGCACCCUGUGUACGUCCCGGGGGAGCGUCUCACCCUCAGAUGCUCGGCCCCUGGCGGGGAGGCGGUGAAGAGCUACCAGUUCUACAAUCAGCGCGAGGAGCGGGUCGACACAGAAACUACUGGCCUGUCCGGGGGGCCCUGGCUGGUCCUGACGGCUGAGACGGGGAAGACCGAGGCGUACAGCUGUGAGUACUGGGCAGUGAGAGACGGGCGGCCCAUCUACUCUGCGCGCAGCCAGCCUGUCCUGGUACCAGUACUGGAUUUCCCUGUUGCUCCAUCCAUCUCUGCGAAUUCUGAUCCCCCCGGGAAGAUCCCUGUUACCAUCGAAUGCUUGGCCCCUCUGGGACACGUGGCUACAGGGUACCAGUUCCUGAGGCAGGGGAAUGUCAUUGUCUCACAGCCGGGUGCCCGUCUCCAGCUCCGUCAAUCUGAUUUGGACGCUACCGGCACUUACACCUGCAGCUAUGAGAUCAAUGUCUCAGGGAGAAUGAUCCAGUCACGGCCGAGUGCUCCCCUCUCAAUCCAUCUGACAGGGCCUUCUGUGCUCCCGGAAACCUUUCGUCCAACUCUGCGGCUGUCCCCAACGGGUCCUGAGUUCACCACCGGAGAUUCUGUUACCCUGACGUGCUCAGCUCCCAGCUGGGAGAAGAAGAUGCAGUUCUGCUUCCUCAAGGCCGGGGAACAAGUGGCAUGCACAAGACAGGUGCUGGAGGACUCUCAGAGUUACCAGAUUGGCAGACUCGGCAUGGAGGAUUCUGGCUCGUACACCUGUAUGUACCGGGUAGCCGAACCUGGGCAGGAGAUCUCCUCCCUAGAGAGCCAGCCCAUCUCCAUCACAGUCACAGGUGUCCCACGCCCCCUGCCAGCCCCCCAAAUCAUUCUGGACCCCCCGAAACGCAUCUAUUUUCAGGGGGAACGUAUCAAGCUCACCUGCUCAGUUCCUGGCAGCGAGCAGAUGAAGGGAUACAGAUUCUACCAUCAAAGAGGGGAGCAGAUCUCUGAGCUGGAUGAGGGGGCUUGGCUGGAGCGCACGGCUAUGACUGGGAAUGCUGGGGCGUACUCCUGUGCCUAUUGGAUAAUCCGAUCUGGACAAGCGAUCCUGUCAGGGAAGAGUGAAUCCGUCUCCAUCACUGUGACUGCUCCUCCACUGGCCCCCAAACUCUCUUUGCAUCCCAAGCUCCCUGUGUACCUGCCCGGGGAGAAGGUCACCCUCAACUGCUCAGCCCCCCGUGGCGAGGAGGUGGCGGGGUUCAGGUUCCACCAGCACAGAGGGGAUCAGACCCCUGAAGAGCUUCCAGCUGCCAGAGGGGGGGCCCAGAUGGCACUCACAGCGCAUAGCGGGAAUGACGGCACCUACACCUGUCAGUACUGGAGAUGGGAGGCAGGGCAGGAGAUUGCAUCCGAGAACAGUAACCGGAUCACUGUACCAGUGUCAGAUCCCCCUGGGAAGCCCUCGGGGUCCCUGUCUCCGGACUAUCCGGCCUACGUGGCUGGAGACAGGUUGGAAAUUAACUGCUCGGCUCCCCCUGGUGCCUCCCCGGUGAAGUACGGGCUCUACGAGAAUGGGGAGCCACUAGGAUCUCAGUUGGGAAACGCUUCAUCUUGGCAGAAGGAUCUUCAAGCCAAUGGCACCAGAAACGCCACCCGGUCCUUCGCCUGCACCUACGUGGAGCUGAUCCAGGGGAGGGAAGUGCUCUCCUAUGCCAGCGACCCCGUCGCUGUCUCCGUGUUCCCAGCACUGGCCGCCCCGUCCCUGCGGCUCAUCCCACCCCUCCUGCUCUACGUGACGGGGGAGACGGUGACGGCCGAGUGCGUUGUCCCCGCUGGGCCCUACAUCCCGCGGGCCCACUGGGUGCUGAGAGACGGGGAGACACUUCGAGAGCAACUGGGGCCCUGGUUCCCCCUGAACAUCACCCCCAGCGACAGCGGGACCUACCGGUGCCGGUACAGCUCAGAGCUCCACGGGCGCCACCUCCGCUCACCCCCCAGCGAGCCGGUGCCACUGAGCGUGACUGACCCCCCUCCCCAGCCACAGCUGAGUGUGGAUCCCCUGUCCAGAGUGGUGAGCGAAGGGCUCCCCCUGCUCAUCACCUGCACGGCCCCUGGGAACACCAGUGAGAGGAGGUUUCACUUCUACAAGGACGGAGCUGAGAUCAUCUCUGGGGACACAGGGUCUGAGAUCAGCACCACAGAGCCCAGUACCAGCUCUGUGAACUUCUCUGUGCUCAGCAUCCCAUGGGCCGGUCCCAGCAACACCGGGGAAUUCAGCUGCGGGUACAAGGCGAACAUGAGCGGCAGGUGGAUCCCAUCCCCCAGGAGCCAGGCUGUGAACGUCACUGUGACAG
Messenger RNA from Terrapene triunguis (Three-toed box turtle), 2421 nucleotides. It is a transcript of the gene FCRL5, whose product is annotated as Fc receptor like 5. The annotation marks the transcript as partial. The transcript has 8 exons. NCBI's taxonomy places the organism in Eukaryota, Metazoa, Chordata, Testudines, Emydidae. The record is from RefSeq and is a predicted model, not a curated record. Gene Ontology annotation, biological process: cell surface receptor signaling pathway. Gene Ontology annotation, molecular function: transmembrane signaling receptor activity.